CUUCCAGAUCUAGGGAGACACACCGUAUAUCCUCUAUCUUCAAGAUGGAAGGCUACUCGCAGGUGGCAUUUGCAUCCCUCUGCGGCCUCGCCGCCGUCGUAGCGGGGUGGCUCGCGCACUGCGUGUACAAGUGGACGAACCCGGCGUGCAGCACCGGGAGGCUCCCUCCAGGAUCCAUGGGCCUCCCUCUCGUCGGCGAGACGUUCCAGUUCUUCAAGCCAAGCCCUUCUCUCGACGUUCCGGCCUUCUACAAGCAAAGGCUGAAAAGGUACGGGCCGGUGUUCAAGACGAGCCUGGUUGGGCAGCCUGUGGUGGUGUCCAUGGACGCUGAGGUGAACCGCUUCAUCUUCCAGCAGGAGGGCAAGCUGUUCCGGAGCUGGUACCCGGACACGGCCAACAACAUCUUCGGCAAGGAGAGCAUCGCCUCCUACGACGGCUCCUUCCACAAGUACGUCCGCAGCUUCGCGUCCAGGCUCUUCGGCCUCGACAGCCUCCGGGACGUGCUCCUCGCCGAGAUGGACUGCAACGUCACGGACAGCCUCGCCGCGUGGGCUGCCGAGCCUGCCAUCGAGGUCAAGGACGCCGUGGCCAACAUGGUCUUUGACCUCACGGCCAAGAAGCUGAUUGGGUUCAGUCCUGAGAAGUCGAGGAAACUCAGGAAGAACUUCGAUGCCUUCUUCCAGGGAUUGGUCUCCUUCCCGCUGUAUUUCCCUGGGACAACAUUCUACAGAUGCAUACAGGGAAGGAAAAACGUGCAGAAGGUGCUCAAGGACCUACUGAAAGAAAGGCUCGGUGCACCCGAAAAGCGACACGGAGAUUUCCUCGACGAGGUGGUCGACGAGCUACAGAGUGGAAGGGGAGUGAUAGACGAGAAAUUCGCUGUAGACUUGAUGGCCGCCCUCUUGUUCGCCAGCUUUGCAACGGUGUCGUCUUCGCUCACGAUCGCUAUGAAGUUCCUGAGCGGCCACCCCAAUGUAGUGGAGUCACUCAAGGAGGAGCAUGAAGCAAUCCUGAAGAAAAGAGAAGAAGGUGCCAAGUCCGGGAUCACUUGGGAAGAGUACAAGUCCAUGACAUUCACUGCUCAGGUUACGAAUGAGAUAUCUCGCGUCAGUAACGUGGCCCCUGGAAUAUUCAGGAAAACACUAACGGACGUGCAAGUGAAAGGCUACACAAUUCCCGCCGGCUGGCUGGUGAUGAUCAGCCCCAUGGCUGUCCAUCUGAACCCAGAAUUGUUCGAAGAUCCGUUGACAUUUAACCCAUGGAGGUGGCAGGAUGAGUCGAAGAAGAGCACCAUGCUGAAGAACUUCAUGCCAUUCGGAGGGGGCAUAAGGCUCUGUGUGGGAGCAGAGUUCAGCAGGAUUCAGAUCGCACUCUUCCUUCACACCCUGGUGACAAAGUACAGAUGGAAGGAGAUAAAAGGUGGCGAAGUACAACGCAUAUCGGAGAUCGUGUUUCCGGAGGGCUAUCACAUCCAGAUAAUCCCUAGGGAGGGAUAAAAUGAUUCACCGAUUGAAGAUUCCACUGCUCUUGGUGCAAGAAAGCACAGCCUACUUUGUCGCAAAUAACUUACGGAUAGCCCGUCAAAUGUUUUUUUAACUUAUGGAUAGCCCUACUACUUCCAUAAUUGGGGAUUGGCAGAAAAAUGGCAGCGAUAACUUCUCUACCAUCUCUUCUCUAUAAAAUGUAACUCUCCAACACGUGAUACCAGUCUACUACCACCUCGUUGUCUUCC
Messenger RNA from Hordeum vulgare subsp. vulgare (domesticated barley), 1732 nucleotides. RefSeq names its product cytochrome P450 87A3-like. The record is from RefSeq and is a predicted model, not a curated record. The transcript has 9 exons. Gene Ontology annotation, molecular function: monooxygenase activity; oxidoreductase activity, acting on paired donors, with incorporation or reduction of molecular oxygen; heme binding. Lineage: Eukaryota; Viridiplantae; Streptophyta; Magnoliopsida; Poales; Poaceae. Gene Ontology annotation, biological process: sterol metabolic process. The coding region runs from base 45 to 1496 and encodes 483 amino acids.